Molecule: messenger RNA, 1801 nt
Organism: Nymphalis io (European peacock)
Lineage: Eukaryota; Metazoa; Arthropoda; Insecta; Lepidoptera; Nymphalidae
Gene: JMJD5
Product: bifunctional peptidase and arginyl-hydroxylase JMJD5
Exons: 1
Coding region: 177-1382 (401 amino acids)
Cellular component (GO): nucleus
Molecular function (GO): histone H3K36 demethylase activity
Source: RefSeq, a predicted model, not a curated record
UUAACGAUUGUAGUAUUUGUGACAUUGUAUGAAUAUUUUUUGCAUUUAUAUUAUUAUAUUACAAUAACUAAAAAAUAUUUAAAAAUCAUCAUGACUGAUGAUGUAAAAGAUUAAGAUUUAUAUAUGUAUUAUUUACUAAGAUAAUACCAGCAUAAUACAGUUCAUAUACCGCAACCAUGUCAGCCCGAGAAGAAAUAUUUGAUAAAAUUGAAAAAUUUAGAACCAGUGUUAUUUCAGCAUUAACGGAAAUUGCUGAACUCGAUGUGACAUGUAAAUCAAUUCUUGAGCAACAUCUUAACGAUUCGAACUCCUUGAAUUCUAAAUCUAUUCUAAAAAUACAAGCAGUUAUUGAUUAUAUGUAUGAACAAGUAAAUAUUGGUAAUUGGAAGGAAGUAAGGUUAUAUUUGAGAAAAACCUUAACUGUUGCGACUUUCCUGCGUCUUAAAGCACAUUUAAAAGUUAAUGACAUUAUGUCAGACGACAUAAUAAAGGAAGCUCUUCACAUAAUUGAUUUUGGAAUAUUGUUUGGUUGCCCUCUUGAUGCUGAACCAAAUUUGUUACAACUGUGUGCUUCAUGUCUCCACUCCUACUUAAAACUUGAUGACCAACAUGAUGUUACAGAAAGAAAAAUCAUCAUCAAUAGUGAAACUCAAUCUAAAAGUCCAUAUAAUUGCAAAGUAUUGGACGUAUUGGAUUGCCCGAGUAUGGAACAUUUCUUCAGAAGUUACAUUCUGGCUGAAAAGCCUAUUGUUUUAGACAAUUGUCUAAGUCACUGGCCAGCAAUUACAAAAUGGCAAGAUCAAAGCUAUUUUAUUAAAUUGGCUGGAUUACGAACAGUAUCAAUUGAGCUAGGAAAAGAUUACACAGAUUCCAAUUGGACCCAGAAACUUAUGACUCUAGAGGAAUUUAUAAAAAAUCACAUUUAUAAUGAAAAUGGAACUACGGGAUAUCUUGCUCAAUAUCAACUCUUUGACCAGAUUCCUGAGCUGAGGAAAGAUAUUAUAGAACCAGAAUAUUGUUGUUUCUCGGAAACUAAUGAUCCAGUAGAUGUCAUGGCAUGGUAUGGCCCCAAGGGUACGGUGUCACCACUACACCAUGACCCAAAGAAAAAUUUAUUGGCACAAGUUGUUGGAGAAAAACUAGUAUUUAUAUUUUCACCACAGGAUUCUGAAUAUUUGUAUCCUCAUGAACAUGAGUUAUUAAAUAACACAGCCAGAAUUGAUCCAAGAACACCUAACUUUGAAAAGUUUCCAAAGUAUAAAGAUGCUAAUGGAUACUACUGUUUGCUCAAAGCUGGUCAGAUGCUGUAUAUACCACCAAAGUGGUGGCAUUUUGUUGAGUCACAAUCAGUCAGUUUUUCUGUUAGUUUCUGGUGGGAAUAGAAUAGAAUGUCUCAAAAUGUAAGUAGUUUUAUAUAUUUUUUUUUGUUUGUGAUAAUUUAUAUAAUUUAUGUUUUGAAUUAAGUUUUAAAUAGGUAUAUUUUUUGUGAUAAUUAAAAUUAUAUAAAGUUUUAUAAACUUGCUAUAAUACAUAAAAUAGUGAAGAAAUAUUAAAAAACUAGUUCCAUAAAAUUUUUGUAUGUUUUGUAAUUAGAUAAGAUUAAAAAUGUACAGUAGAACAGACUUAUAGUUAUAUUAUAUUAAGAGUUAUAAUUAUAUUAAGAGUAUUUUAUUUAACUUAUUGCUUAUUGGGAAUAUUAAUAUGAUCAAGAUUUUAAUGUAUGGUAAAUAAUCCAUUAUCUGUAAUAAUGGUUAAGCAGUUAAAAUUAUAGAUGAAGAUAAUUCCUUGUAGCUCAUAUAUU